UAGUGACACACUACCUGGCUCUGUGAUUUAAGUUCUACUUGCUUUAAGAACGCGUCUCUGCCUUAAGUAACGUGUUUAACGAAGCGAUUUAUAUAAAGUUCACAACAACCUUGUAAAUUGUACGCAUUCAGAUAUGGUGAUAUUUUAUGUUUUGGAUAUUGUUGUACUUUUUUUGAUGAUCGGAGAAGUGUACUCUACCGAUGUCAGCACGCAGUUCUGCAACCAAUCGACAGAGACUCAGCCGAACCCAUGCUGCCUCUGUCCGGCAAACACGUCAUGUGACCUCACCUGUCCGAGGGAGUGGAAGAAAAUCAGAGGAAAUAAAGUCCAAUGCCCGAAUCAAACUAUGAACCCCGACAAAUUCAAUAUCAGUACUGAAUAUGAUUAUAUGUUUAAUAGUACUGAAUAUCAUGAUGCAGACUACUAUAAUGUAGAAUAUGAGUAUGCAAAUUUCGGAGACAUGUCUCCUGGUGACAGCGAAAGUCCGCAGACGCAAAACGGUACCUUCACGCUGAGUAAAAACACUUAUAUCUUGUAUUGUGUGGCGGAAUGCCCCGUCCGCACGUUUUACGAGCACCGGGAUUUAAAGUGCCAUCCUUGCGACCCGUCUUGCAAGGCGUGUGACGGACCGAACGCUACUGGGUGCACUGCAUGUGAGUUCAAAACCGAUGAUGGCUGCAUGAAAGAAUGUCCCCCAGGGUGGGAGCCUAUACUCGACCGGAAAGGACGACGGCGGGGAACGGUGUGCAAGAUCCGAGUUUCCGACGUCGGCUGGAAACCCCAAACGGCUGUCAUUGUCGGCGCUGCGGUAACAGUAGGUGCUUUCAUCGUCGUUGGCGUGGCCAUUGCUGUUUGGUGGCUCAAGCUUUGCGAUAGAGGCAGAACAGGCAACUGUUCCAAGGUACAAACGCAGAAUAAGAGGUCUAAACCAAAUAGAUACGUUCGAGGAAAAAACGACUUUGAUGCUUCUGGCUUCACGGACGAAAGACAGCCCUUCACAGGAAAUACAGAGGACGCUAAUUAUCACCUAUACAAUGAAAUCGAAGACAAGAUUAAAGAGGUUAAAUACGACUAUGCGGACGCAAAAUGUGUAGUUGAACAGAAGAAACCCGUUGAGUCAGAAGAAGGCUACGAACCAAUCGAAGGCGAUUUCCAAGACGUAACUCAUGACAUACAUGUCGAUGAAGACAUAUAUGAGGAAAUGGGAGUGUCUAGAACAAGUAAAAGCCCAACACCGCGAGCGGGACAAGAGCCUUACUUAACACACGUUGCUGAAAGUGCAGUGAUAAAUAUAGGUAAAACAGAACUAGGUGUAUCAACUGCACCCGAUAUAAGCAAAAGCGACAACGACAGAACAUGUGUUGAUGAAAACACAAUUAAUACAGCUGGUAACCUUAGUAAUGAACCAUUAACCAUCGACGAUGUUUGCAAUACAGCAGCAUAUCGAACUGAAGAUUAUUUGGUACCGAUUUCUCGAACAGCCAAAGAUGCUUCAACGAUUGGAGCGAUUGAUAACAUUAAUUCAAACGUCGAUGUAACACAAAUCAAAACUGAACAAACACGUGAAGGUAUCAUGGAUGAUGGCAAUGAGUGUGCGUUUUAUACAAUUGCUACAGAUAAUAAAGGCGGCUUAACUGAUAGUGUAGCGGCAGCUGGUGGAGAAUCAGACUCAGCUAAGAAAUUGCAUUUUCAUAUGAUGGGUCUCCAACACGCGUCAAACAAAAAUGAGACGAAACGUGGAAACUCUAGAUCGAACGACAUUACCGGUAGAAAACCAAAACUUAAACCAAAGCCCUUGCCGAAAGCUUAUAUACAACCGAUAGUGGCGUCCGAAAUAGGCGUUGAGCAAGCCGUCAAACCAGUAUCUGAACGAGUUCCAGAAAAAAGCACAGACUUUGAUGUUAUUUCCAAGCUUAGGCAUAUUAAACCGGUUCCUCUUCCAAGAAAGCAAAUGAAGUCAAGUGAUGGUACUGUUAAUGACGAUAAACAAAUGACAAAGCAAGAUUAUGUUCCAGGUAAAAAGGCAAUACCAAAGUAUCUGUCGGAUUUUAAUGAAAACGAUACAAUAAAGGCUCAAUCUUGUAAAUAUGAAUUUCCUGAAAAACCGGACACUGCCCUGUCGGAUGUUUUUAAAGACAAAGUUCAGCAAACUGGUCAUUAUACGGACGUGCUAAGCGUUGACGACUUAAAAGAUGCGAGUAAAUAUAACCGAGUUAAUGAAGAACCAAGUUCAGAAAUGGAUCUAACUGAAAUGUCUUCGCCAAAAUUAGUCUCUCUGUCCUUCUCAGAAGAAGAAAUCAAAGAAAUUUUAGGCGAAACAAAGAAAAUAUUUUUUGAAUAGACACGAUAGCAAAUUAUUAUCCGAAACAAGUUCAACCACAAACAAAUUUGUUAAGCAUUUGAUUAAGUCACAUUUGAUUCAAUUUUCAAAUAGUGUUUGUCUUCUUGUUAUCAUCCAUUUUGUAUCUUAAUGCUUUGUCUGUCCGUGAAGAUACCAGAAUAUCAUUAUUUAAUUGUUCGUUUCACAUAAAAACAAUGUGUAUAUACUUAUUUAAUCUUUCGUGGUUUCAGUUUGUUGUAAUUAAACAUGUUUGCAAUCACUUUGUAGCAAAGAUGUUUGUUCUAAGUUGGUUCAUACUUUUUUCAGUAUAUACAAUCAUAUCUGUUUAAAGAAUAACCAAUGUAUGCGAUGCACUAUACAUUAAAACAUUAACACAGCAA
This is a messenger RNA of Dreissena polymorpha, 2721 nucleotides long. RefSeq lists its product as uncharacterized. The coding region runs from base 134 to 2341 and encodes 735 amino acids. The transcript has 6 exons. Lineage: Eukaryota; Metazoa; Mollusca; Bivalvia; Myida; Dreissenidae. The record is from RefSeq and is a predicted model, not a curated record.